Hydatigera taeniaeformis is the source of this 111-nucleotide messenger RNA. NCBI's taxonomy places the organism in Eukaryota, Metazoa, Platyhelminthes, Cestoda, Cyclophyllidea, Taeniidae. The record is from the annotation of a GenBank genome assembly.
AUGCUAAUUGUUUGUCUUGCCUAUCGCGGUAUAUAUGAAAGCUAUGACUUCGGAGCGGCUGAUGUGAACGUCUGUGGUGUGGACUCUGUGCUGCGGGUGUCAGGUACGUGA